CGCCUUUGUUUUCUUCGUUUGUUUGAUUGAUUUGAUUUUGAUUAGAACCGAUUCCAAUUUUCGUCCAUUUCGGUGAAAAAUCUUGUAGCGUAAAACUCUUCUUCCACCAUUGUUGGAAUCCUCAAUUCAAAUUCUCUGAAUCUUAAACAGAGAGCUUCGUGAAGAAGAUGAAUCGAUUACUGAGUGUUGUUUUGGUGCUUCUUGCCAUUGCUUGGGUUCCGACGUUUGAGUGUUCGAAGAAGCUAUCAGCAGCUGCAAGGAGGGAGGACGUUCCGUACAUCAAAUGCCAGGUCUGCGAGAAGCUUGCUGUGCAGUUGUAUCACCAAGUUGAGAAGAAACGAGCUGAGAUCGCUCCCAAGAAGAUCUCCGAGUAUCAAAUUAUCGAAAUAGCUGAGAACGUAUGUAAUUUGAAGAAGGCAGAAGCUGAUUGGAUUUUGCAGAUUGACAUUGUUGAACAAGGGGAUAGGCUUGAGCUAGUGGAGCAGAACACCGAAGGACAAUGCAAUUCAGAGUGCAAGACUAUUGAGCGUGCAUGUCAAGAGGUCAUGGGAUAUUCUGAUACUGAUGUUGCUGAAUACUUGUAUAGCUCCAAACCAAAGAUUGAAUCGUUGAUUAACUAUCUGUGCAAGGACCUCACUCAAUCAUGCAGUACUAAGCCGCCUCCAGUUCCUAAGGACAGGACACCAGGCGAGCCCUUCGUGGCCAAGUCAGCAAAGGAAGCUGAAAUGGAAAAGAUGUUGAGAUCUAUGGAGGGAAUGCCAGGAGCACCCGGCAUGAAAAUGUAUUCAAGAGAUGAUCUAAUGAAUAUGAAGAAUCUCGGAGGUGAAGAUGACGAUGAAGACGAGGAAGAAGAUGAUAAAUUCCCUUCAAAUUUGGGCAAAGUUUUGAGGGAGAAAGAGAGCAAGAGUGAUUGGAAAAACAGGAUCACGAAGGGCGUUUCGAAGGCAGGGGAAGCAAUAAAAAAGCACGCUUACAGAGUGUCUAACAAAGUAAGGCAAUGGUGGAGAGCGAAGUCCAGAGGCUUCAAAAGUUCAAAGCCCGCCGCCAAACAAGAACUGUAAAGUCUCUCAAUAACAUUAAAGUUAAAUUCGUUGUAUUUGCAUCGCCCCAUUAGGAAGCUAGCUAGUGAAACUGAUAGCAAAUACAGAAGAGUUCUUGUUCGAAUCAAUCAAUGUUCUGAGAUUUUGUAGUACUCUUCAGGAAGGCUAAAGCCUUGGAUUUGGAAAUGUUUUCUUUUUAC
Messenger RNA from Cucurbita moschata (crookneck pumpkin), 1240 nucleotides. RefSeq lists its product as uncharacterized. NCBI's taxonomy places the organism in Eukaryota, Viridiplantae, Streptophyta, Magnoliopsida, Cucurbitales, Cucurbitaceae. The record is from RefSeq and is a predicted model, not a curated record. The transcript is spliced from 7 exons. The coding region runs from base 168 to 1061 and encodes 297 amino acids.